Molecule: messenger RNA, 289 nt
Organism: Aspergillus candidus
Lineage: Eukaryota; Fungi; Ascomycota; Eurotiomycetes; Eurotiales; Aspergillaceae
Exons: 1
Source: RefSeq, a predicted model, not a curated record
ACGUUCAUAACAUGACGGCGAGGACGUUUUCCCCUGUGUCCAUCACUUGCCUGAAUGGGGGGAAUGGCACCAUUAUUUUGUGUUAUAUUUUGUUAUAUAUCCUGUUUGUUUUCUUUUCUUUUUUAUGUAUAUCUUGCUUGGGUUUUGGGUCAUGUCUAUGUUGUUAGUCUUGUCGUUUUGAUCUUGAUCACAUUCCAAGUCGUGCACGAUUUCCGGCCGGGUUGGGCAUGGCUUCUGGAUGAAUCAAUCAAAAACACAAAAAAAGUUCGAAAAAAGUUCGAAAAAAGUU